This is a messenger RNA of Rotaria sp. Silwood2, 321 nucleotides long. Lineage: Eukaryota; Metazoa; Rotifera; Eurotatoria; Philodinida; Philodinidae. The record is from the annotation of a GenBank genome assembly.
AUGCCGUCAGAAGAAGCCAAUACAGUAGAUAGCGUUGACUCACUCAGUGAAGUGAGUUCUUUGGAUGAUGAUUUUGUUGGAAUGCACUUGGAAUCUGCAAGUUCCGACGAAGAAGUCACUGAUGAUGAGAUGGAUUCAAACGUCUGGAGUGAAAUAGAAUCAGAAUCUAAUGGUGAAUUUCUAGAGGAUCAUGGAAUUGUUGAACAAGUACCGCCAAUUUCCGAAGAUGGUACAAUCAAUCCUAUCGAUUGCUAUCGACAUUUCAUCACCGACGAGAUUAUAAGCCUUAUGGUUCGCGAAACUAAUAGAUAUGCAGAAUAA